AUUUGAUUAAAAUCAUUAGAAAAUGAUCAUGAUUCAUGAAGAUGAAUCUUGGGUCUCCUCUCCCCUAUUUCGUCCCUUCGCUGCAAAACCAUCCUCAACAGCAAAGUCCUUCGCUGAAUCUGAUAAAAUAAUGCUCUCUUCUUUACCUGCACUUGCAUUCUCAUACAGAAACUCCAUUCUCCAAGCGGCGCUCGCUCUUUCACUCACUUUCCUCCUCUACUUCUUCAAUAUCUCGGAUUUGUUUCUCCAUGGCCUCUUCACCUAUGUCCACCCAGACGAUGUCAACCCCGCCCCUUCAUCAAAUGGUGUCAGGGCUGCGAUUCGACGCCCAGGUAGUGUUGAUUCUGAACUCAGACCUAGAAAAAAACCCUCCAAGGAAAAAUUUGAAUUCGAUGAAACUAAAGCUCAGAUCUUUAGGCUAAAGCUCAUCGGCUCUCACCUCCAAACGAGAAUUUAUUUCAGUGAGUUCAAAAGUGCUUUCAAUUCCACUGUCUUAGCUCUUUCUUGCUUCUUGCUUGACCUGUUCUUGGGGAAAUCCGAAGAUGCCGGGUUGUUCGGGAACGGAUCUAUUGUUCCUAUCUUAUUAGGAUGUUUUGCAUUAUGUAGGAUGUCUACCUCAUUAGCUAGGACUGCUUUUGAGAGGUCGGCUUCCAAGAGUAUAGAGAAGAAAUUGACUUUUUUGGUUGGGGUUUUAGGGUUUGUCUUGGGACUAAUCGUAGUAUCUGGGGUUGUCCCAAAAUGGAUUCUUGAUUUUAGUUGCGGAUCAUUGGAUGGUUUUGGGAAGUUGAUAACUUCUGUUUUCAUGGGCUGCAUUGCCGGCCUCCUUUGUACACCAGCAUUGAGGGCAGCCCGGUCAUUUUGGCUUGGAACGGAUCAGAUUCGUUCUAAUUUGUCAAUAAUCUCUUGUGGAUGGUUUCCAAGAAUGCUUCUUUACAUUAACUAUUUCUUCAAUGUUUUUACUUCAUUGCUUUGGAUUACUCCUUUCUCUGAAAUACUCGUGGACAAGAAUUUUGUGGGAAUGUGUAGAUCAGACUUUGAGAGAUUUAGACAUUGGUGUUUAUUAGCUUCGGGCAUUCUUCAGAUUUUGACUCUUCGGUCAAACGUGCAAAUGUAUUUGAAUGAAGCAGUGUUAUGUUGGUACCAAAGAUUGCAUUGUAGCAAAGUGCCCGAGCUGGAGUAUAGUAGGGCAAAGGUUUUCCUUCACAACCAUUAUCUAUGUCUUGUGGCUUUGCAGUAUUUUGUUCCUGCAGCUAUGGUUCUUCUCUUCAAUGGCUUGUCUGUAAUUGGUCGUGAUGGUUGUAGCUUCUUGCCUUGCGCAUGGCUGGAUAAAGAAUUGGUUUUGUUCAUGGCUUGGUGGAUUGUGUCUGUUUGGGCCAUUUUUAAUUCUUUGGUUCUGGGAUUGUAUCGACACGGAAUCUUGUUUGUUUCCUAAUGAUUUUUCUGUUUUGGGAAAAGAUAAUUUAUUCCUUCCACGAUUUGGAGAUUUAGAAGAGAUGGGUAAAUCACACAAUUCCAAUGGAUUUGCAUUUUCUCUUUGUAUAAAGGAUUUUGCUUGGUUUCAAUUCUUUUGCAAGUGCCAUUGAUGAGGAUAAUGUUGAGUACUAGGGUAUAGCUAUGGAGAAUGUAGUUGCUGAAGAUCCAAUUGCUUUUGCUGUUGGUGAAUAGACUAAGCUUACUCUUGUUUCUGGUUUUUAAAAAUGUAAAAAUCAUGAACAUGAAAAUGAUUCCACUGCCAUAAUCAUUUGUUAUUAGUUGCCCAUUUGAAUUUUAUUACUUGAUUAGUUUUACCAACUAAUCCAUCCAUACCAAAAUAUAUGAGACAUCUUUUAUUCUGUUUAAU
Messenger RNA from Cuscuta epithymum, 1840 nucleotides. Lineage: Eukaryota; Viridiplantae; Streptophyta; Magnoliopsida; Solanales; Convolvulaceae. The record is from the annotation of a GenBank genome assembly.